Lachnellula hyalina is the source of this 1476-nucleotide messenger RNA. RefSeq names its product Protein STE50 (gene STE50). Gene Ontology annotation, molecular function: protein binding. The transcript has 3 exons. The record is from RefSeq and is a predicted model, not a curated record. Bases 1 to 1476 code for a protein of 491 amino acids. Gene Ontology annotation, biological process: signal transduction. NCBI's taxonomy places the organism in Eukaryota, Fungi, Ascomycota, Leotiomycetes, Helotiales, Lachnaceae.
AUGGCAUUCGAGUCGGGCACUGCUUAUGCUGAAUCCGAUGCGGACGACGAGUACGAGCGCAGCGUUCACGACAGCUCGCCCGUCCUGGCCACCGAUUCCGAAGCCUCACCUACAGACUCGGAAGGGCUAUCUUCGAACGAACACACACCCACCACAUAUGGCGCUCAUAGCAGCGGGGACAGGUUGCCAGAGACUAUCAUAACGGAGUGGACUGCCGACGAGUGCGCUGACUUUGUCGGCAGCCUGGGCUUGCGACAGUACGGGGACCAAUUCUUAGUUGGUGAGGCACUGGUAGCAUUACAGCAUGACGACCUGAAGCAGAUGGGAGUUGCGAGUGUGGGCCAUCGACUUACGAUCUUGAAAAGUGUGUACGAUAUCAAGAUCAAGCAGGAUAUACCCUUGGAGAGCGAUCACUAUGUUCCUUUAUCGGCAGAUGCUGAGGCUCAAUAUGCGACGGCGACGCUUAAGGAUAUCAAGCAUUUAGUAGAACAAUUGCGGUUACGAGAUGAAAGAAUGAGCAUGGCCGAGAUGGAACUACGGAGGAUAACUCAAGAGUACACCCGGCUAAGAGAAGACUUGCUACCUGUAUUUCGAAUGGCAAAAGAAGGACAACCGCUUCCCUAUCCAUCGACGGAAUCGAAUAGCCAAAACUCAUACAACUACGAUACCUCGAAUGCAAUUUCGCCGCCUGCACCUACCUCUUCAUCAAACCAAUCGGGGGGCUUGUCCAGAAAGGUUUCGACGAAAAUGUAUUUUGAGCCACCGAAAAAUGCUUCUCCGACUUAUAAUUUCGCAUCCGGCCAAGAGAGGUCUUUAAUGGAACAAACGCUGGAUCCAGCCAAUGCCGCAGAACGAGCUGUUGCGUCGUCUUCGUACCUAGCAGCAUCUCAGCCUUCUUUAUCUCCCGGACAUCCAUCACCAAACCAACCGUCACCCACAUCACCACCAACCCUCGGCGGCUCUACCCUUGCAUCUCGAUCUUAUCGCUCAGACCUAGCCACUCCUGCUCGUAGUACUUUCCCAAGCGACGAGCAAUACCAACCCUCCACAUACUCCCGUGACAGCACAAAACCUGCGCCUUCACGGCGAGCCCCAACUCCCGCGCUCGACACACCCUCUGGUGGACGCGAUGCCUCCGUGGAGAUUUUCAAAUCUUUCCGCGUCAGUAUGGAAGAUCCUUGCUACAAGGUCCUCCCUGCCGCUCUUAAAAAAUACAAUAUCAACGCUCCCUGGGAACAAUACGCAUUAUAUAUCGUAUAUGGCGACAAAGAACGAUGUCUGGGCAUGGAAGAAAAGCCUCUUAUCCUAUUCAAACAACUAGAUAAAGAGGGCAAGAAGCCCAUGUUCAUGUUGCGAAAAUUAGCUGCGGGUAUGGAACAGCAGAUACCUGAUGGUCCCGGGAGCGCAGGGUUGGAUAGGAAUACUGGGCGUUCGCACCCGAAUCAAUCUUAUGAUCCACCUGGCGGCAUCAUAUGA